GUGCCGACUGGCAUUAUGUAAUUGACGCACGAAUAUAAGAAGCGUGUGAGCCAUUGCUGGCACAGUAGUUGUGUGCUGACAUGUAUCAUUCCGUAUACUUUAUAUCGCAGAAGAAUACAACAUGAAUUCGCUCUCAGUGUUGCUCGCCAUUACCUUCGGGGCUACUCUGAUAUCGGCUGGCGACAUCGGUAGUUCGACUAGAAACUUCAGUGGCCUCAGGGUAGGUUUUAUCGGAGGAGGUUAUGGAGGCCGGGGCCACGUUCCGAUUUCAGCUGUUCCCAUAACCGCUCCCGCCCUCCAGCAGAUCGGCGUCGCCAAGCUGCAGCGCGUAAAUUAUGUCCAACAACCAGUCGUCAACGUCAACUACGUUCAACAGCCGCUCAUCUCGUACGUGACCCGGCCGGUGAAGUCGGUUUCGUACGUAGCCCGUCCAGUAGUUUCGUAUAGCGCUCAUCCUAUCCUGGCCCCCGCCAACCCUGCCUUAACGUCGACGGCAGCUGCUUCAGUUGCCGCUGCCACUCCAGCCGCGAUCGGGAGUUCUCUUGGUAUCAUUGGUGGGUCCUCAGGGAUUGGGCAUGCUGAGCCUCUUGAACUCGCUGGCUCCAUUGGUUCACCAAUUACCCCUGCUGUAUUCGGGGCCCAUGCUAAGAUCGCUGCUCCAGGAAUCUUUGCCGAGUCUAUUGGGUCGAUAGCUGGGGCUGGACCUAUCGCUGGCCCUGUAAUUAUCGGUCCAACUAAAACAAGCUAUGGUGGUUGGAAGAAAUCAUGAAAUUUUAUUGGUUGCACGACGUAUGUGUACC
Messenger RNA from Varroa destructor (honeybee mite), 800 nucleotides. RefSeq lists its product as uncharacterized. The record is from RefSeq and is a predicted model, not a curated record. NCBI's taxonomy places the organism in Eukaryota, Metazoa, Arthropoda, Arachnida, Mesostigmata, Varroidae.